Messenger RNA from Adelges cooleyi (spruce gall adelgid), 1912 nucleotides. It is a transcript of the gene CSN1b, whose product is annotated as COP9 signalosome complex subunit 1b. Gene Ontology annotation, cellular component: COP9 signalosome. NCBI's taxonomy places the organism in Eukaryota, Metazoa, Arthropoda, Insecta, Hemiptera, Adelgidae. The record is from RefSeq and is a predicted model, not a curated record. The coding region runs from base 175 to 1626 and encodes 483 amino acids. The transcript is spliced from 10 exons.
CUAUCCGGCGAAUGUUUUACAAUUUACAUUCAACAAUCAACAUUGCUCGACACACUUCGUGUUGUACCUAUUGUAUCAUAUUAUUAAUUAUAAUCCAGUAUACUUUAUAGUGUACACCUACUUGUCUAUGUUAUAAUCCCGCAUCAGAACUGGUCACUGGACACUAUCGAUAACAUGUCGUUGUCAUCGCUGCGAUCGUUGCACCGAGCUAUGCGGAGUUCACAGGCCGGAGUCAUAGACCCGAUGCAAGUGGACGCUCCUCCCGAAGAAAACGACAACAACGAAGAAGAACUAUACGAAGUGGAAGUCGAUUCUUUUGAUCUCGAAGCGUACUCAAACAAUUACAACGGUUUGGCGCGCAUCUACAGAUUAAUGUACAUCGCCGAUCACUGUCCGAAAAUGUGUACCGAAGCUUUGCGUUUGGCCAUCGCACACGUCGUUACCACAAUGAACGCUAAUUUGUAUCAAGUGCUCCAUCAAAGACUGCAGCUGAGUGUUGGGAUUGUACCAGACGUUACUAGCGUUAACUCUGCAGAUCCCAUCAUUGCUUUCAGUUCUAGUUGGGUAGAAACCACCACCCAGAAAGCCGCAAUGAAACUGGAAAAACUCGACGGAGAUCUGAAGAACUACAAGAGCAAUUCGAUCAAGGAAAGCAUACGACGAGGUCACAAUGAAAUCGGCGACCAUUACGUCAAUUGCGGAGACCUGAUCGAAGCCACCAAGAGCUAUUCAAAGGCUCGCGAUUAUUGUACCAGUUCUUCUCACGUCAUUUCCAUGUGCCUUAAUAUCAUUAAAGUUGGAAUAUAUUUACAAAACUGGUCGCACGUGGCGAAUUACAUCAUCAAAGCGGAAUCGACUCCGGAUUACACCGAAAACUCCGAUCUGCAGACUACAUACAGUUCAACGCUAAAAUGCAUGACGGGCCUGGCCGAAUUGGCCGGUCGUAAGUACAAAGUAGCGGCUCAAAAUUUCUUGCAGGCCAAUUUGGACAAUUGGGACUACAAUUGUGAAGUAUUAACACCAAACGACGUGGCUGUUUACGGUGGACUCUGUGCUCUGGCCACGUUCAGUCGAUCCGAACUACAGACUUCCGUAAUUUCUAACAACGUCUUCAAACUAUUUCUUGAGCUUGAACCCGAAAUACGUGAUGCCAUUUUUAAGUUUUACGAAUCUAAAUACGAAAUCUGUUUGAGAACGCUUAAUAAAAUUAAGCCCACAUUGCUCCUCGACAUGUAUAUAGGAUCACACAUAAAUACACUCUUUUCCAACAUCAGAAGCAAAGCGAUGAUUCAAUAUUUUAGCCCGUACGAUACGGCUUGUUUGAAAAAAAUGGCAAUGUGUUUCAACACUUCGUUGCCCGAUCUAGAAAACGAACUCAUGGAACUCAUAUUGGACGGACACAUUAAAGCUCGAAUCGAUUCGAUAAAUAAGAUUCUUUACGCGGUGCACUCGAAUCCUAGGGCCGAGACUUUUGAAAAAGCUUUGGCCAUGGCCCAACAAUAUAGUAAAUACACUCAUAUCAUGAUACUGAAAAGCCAAGUGAUCAAAAACCAAGUGAACUCGAAAGCGGGCGAACGUCACAACAACAUAGGAAAAACCAUCAAUGUUGAUUUCGUUAAAUUAUAAGGUUAAUUGUAUUUUUAAUUUUUUAUCGUUAUUGGUACAGAUUGAUAAAUAUUCCUUUUCGUAACUAAUUAUAGUCAUUUAAUAUAAUUAAGUUAUUUUUUUUUUCUUUCGCUUCACACAUUGUUCAAAGUAAUAGUAAAAAUAUAAAUAUCAAUUAUCAUAUUUUUACUUUUGGUUUUUUAAUUUGUAUACAAUAAUCAAUUUAAAAAAUUAUUGUUUCAAAUAAUUACGGUUAAUUUAUUAAUUCCAAAUUUGUAUUUGAAAUUUUCUACCGUUUGACAAUAUU